AUGUAUCAGGGCAGCCAAAGACAUGUUCCGAAUAACGACCCGAAUCGCCCCUUUCAGGUGCCUCCGCCGCCGCCGAUCUCGUCGCCUCCCAUGGCCGGACCGCAAAUGGGCAGCAUCAUGAACGUUCCUCCGCCACCACCGCGAUACCCUCCAGCGCCACCAGGAACUGCACCCAGCGUCAUGAUACCCCCGCCGCCAGGUCCGCCGCCAGGUGGCUCUCUUGCUCAGCAGCAGCAGCCGGCAUGGCACGGCAACUACGGUCGGAUGUACGAUGGCCGCGGCGGCUUCAAUCUGCCGCCGCCGCCGCCGCCGACGCCGGGCCAGCACCAACCUUAUAACCCAAAGAUACACGCUCAGAUGGCUGCCCGGCAACAUGUCAUGGCAAUGCCUCCACCCCCGCCCCCGAGCGAUGCGAUGAGCGCGACAUAUAUACCCAGUGCCAACUCGUAUGGUGAAGGAGUCGGUAUCCCAGGCUUCGGCGGCGAGGAACACUUGCCGUCAGACUCGUCCCAAGGACUGACACUGUCGGACACUGGCACCUCGACAGCGCUCGAUGAUCCGAGGGGGCAGCAAUAUCUUCUAUCCGCAGCGGGACAAGCCAGAGGUCUCGCCAGUGGAUCUGGCAUGGCAGGUGCAGGACUCAUUUCCAAAGAAAUGGCCGAGCAGUGGCCAUUGGAGACUGUCCUCAUCUGGUUGGCGCAAAACAUGUUUUCUAGAGAAUGGCAGGAGACAUUUCGAACUCUGCAUCUGUGCGGACAGCAGUUUCUCGAACUUGGCAACCCACACGGGCUUCGCGGAAAUCACAGCAUGAUGCAUCAACAGGUUUAUCCCCAGCUUGCACGAGAGUGCACCCAGAAUGGUGUGCCAUGGAAUCAGCCAGGCGAGCGCGAGGAAGGAAAGCGUAUGCGACGCUUGAUUCGAAGCAUCGUGACUGGCAAGCCCGUGGAGCCGUCCAAAUCUCAUGGCCGACAAGACUCAACCAACAGUGGGCAGAGCGCUACCAUCCCAAGCGCGGGUACCGACCCGUCUGAUUCCCCAAACACGCCUCUCAAUCCCCCGGGACCGGGCUUCGCGGCUAGACGAUUUUCCCAAACAAGAGCAACCACAAUGCCUACCUUGAACACUGGAACAAUGUCCAGCUCCGAGAGCGGCCACCGCCUUGGACUCAAGAUGUCUGAAACCGACACAGGGCGGCCUGGAACUUCGGUUAUGAAGACGACGAUAAGCGAAGGGGCACUCUAUCGUGGUACAGCGCAACGCUCCGACAGUCCAACUGCAAGUGGAAGUCCUGUUCCACAACAGAAACUGUUUACAUCUGCCGUGACCGCGUCUCCCAACUCUGCCAAAUUCGGCCACCGCUCAAGGCAUAGCACAGAUUCCGUCUCUUCCAAUGCUGCUAUUUACGGAUCUGGUAUCCCUGCUGAUGCAGCAAACAUGUUUAGUCGAGGAAUGAAUAUUGGCGACAUUGUCGGCGGCCGUACUGUCGAGGGUCGCGCCAGCCACUCCCCCCAUGAAUCCGGAGAUCGUUCUGCAGGUACGGAGCCUGGGUCGGCGAAAGAUUCCAAGAGCUUUCUCAGCUUUAUGCAUCGCAAAAAGAAGCAGCGUGAUGAGAGCGCCAACCCGUCCCCAGACGAAGGCGAAUACCCACACUCGCCCAAUGGUGCUGCCAAGGCCACAGUAUUAGGCAUUCGCGACACACAUGUCAGCGAUAUGAAUCUCGAUCACGGCAGCCCAACAAAAUCCGUUCGAGUAUUCGUGCUGGCGACAUUUGACUCGUGGAACUUUCGAAUGUGCGAUAUUACUCGGGCCGAGUCUGCGUCAGACAUCAAGCGAGCGAUCUGUGUGAGCCUGGGAAUCAACGACUCUGGCAAUGCCCGGCUAUUUGCAACGGAUCUUGGACAGUUUGAACACAAAGAUGAGCUGGGGGAUGAGCAAAUUGUUACAUACAAAACGCAGCCAAAACAGCCCACGACGUUGAAAUUUUUUGUUGAUCUCAACGGCAGUAACACUGAUCGCCCAGAAACCGAGACUGGUCUGUUGACACCAAAUCACUUGCCGCCUGGCAUGGACGAGGAGGCAUAUGCGAAACUGAACGGGUCUCGUCAACGAUCCAUCUCCUCGCCACCGACAUCGAGAUCCAAUACCAUGUCCGAAAACAGAAUGGACGACAAGACUCUUGCACAAGAGGCCAGCGAGUACCGGGCAGAAAUGGAGCGCAAACAGCGCGAAUAUCUGGAGAAGCGCAAGCAAGCCAACAAGAAAGGCAGCACCCCCAAUACCCCGGAAUUGGGAAAUGGGUUCGGCAUUAUCGGACGAAAUGUCGACUUUGACCAGCCCCGCGACUCCCCCUUUGAGGACAGAAAACCAUCUGAGCACCUCUUCCCGCAGAGGAAACCACCGGCACCACCGAGCGAUCCUUCAGCCACACUGCUCAAGGCCAAUUCUCUUAAGAAGCCAGGACACGGCAAGCGUAGUUCCGCUGCAGGCUCGGACGGAUUCCCUAGCCCCAGGCGCCUGGUUACCUCUACCAGCGACGGUCCGGAUGGAUUCAAAAGCCGCCAAGCUAUCGGACAAUCAGUGGAUGGAUCCGAAGGGAUCGGUAUCGCUCUGGCAGGGAUCGGCCGCCGCAUGGGUGCUGUCGGGCAGUCGAGCGCAAAUGCUCCACGUUCGGUCUCUAGCAUGGCAAACUUGCAGUCUGGUAGCUCCGGUGGUGGUCUUCAACGCUCAGGUAAGAAGGGAUCGCCAAGUGGUCAAAUCAAGGAAUUUGGGCCAGAGGUAGCUCAGGUCACUGGCGACUCACGUAAAGUGACGUGGAGUUCUGGCGACAUGUCAUUCGCCGUGCCUGACUACUCGCCCGGCGGAUUCCUCGUCACAAUCCCAAAGUCCAUCCCAGCUGAUGAUAAACCACACGGUGUAGGGAUGCAACCGCUUUCGUCUUCGGAACUGAGUCCAAGCACUCAGAUGCCGAAGCGGUUUGACUUUGACACUACACCUGACAACUUUCAACGCAGCAACGAGUCGCGCAAAAGCUUAGAAGUCAGCUUUGCGACGCCAGCGGCAACCAAGCGCCCGACCCCUGCCAACAAUGACAGCGACGACUCGGAUGACGGUCUGUUCCAGAUCCCCCUAGCCGGGCGCAGCAAAGGAAAGGGUAAAGGUAAAGCCGGGACUAGCAGCAAGCGACCGAGCAUUAUUGUCAACACGCAACGGCCUAAGAGCAAAGUUAUGUCUGUGUCAUUUCAGUCUCCUCAAGCAAGCACAGUUACAGAAAUUGUGGACGAUGGCAGAAGUAGCACGACGUCACGACGCACGCCUUCAACGCCUGGGUCGAGCAAUUUUGAUGCCGACGAUAAAGUAUCUAGACGAAAGUCAUUUAUUGAAAAGGAUGUAUGGGCCAACCGCCCUCCUACAGAUGCGCUUCUGAACAACCUGGACGACUUUUUCCCGAACCUGGAUCUCGACGAGCCCGUGCUAGAAGAUAGCGCGGGCAACAUAUUGACUGCUUCUCCCACAGUCAACGAGGCCGAGGCAGGAGGGCAUCAGCGCAACUCGUCUGGUACCUUGGCGCCUGAGGAGGCACCAAGUAUUCCAGCAGCAAUCCCUCCUUCGAGACAGCCAUCGCUAUACGGAGAAGCAGACACGCUCGGAUCGGAUGAAUCGACAUUGAAGGCGUCUGACCGACCAGUGUCUUCGCACGGCGGAGGGUCGAGAAGCCUCAAGCGGUCGGGGGGGCUGGGCAGGAUGAAGUCUAUCAGAGAAGUGGCGCGAGGUGCACACGAGGCUAACAAGCGGUUCACCUCGAUGUCACAAAGCGGGGAGAAGAACAACUCCAACUUGAUGCGACGAAAGAGUACCAAGAUGUUCAACGCCAACAUUGUGCAAAUUCGACCAGAUCAGCGCGGUAGCAUGGCAAUGCCAAAUCAGAAUCAAGAAACGGGAUUGAAGCGACAGACGACGUUUCGGUGGUUCAAGGGUCAACUGAUUGGCAAGGGUACCUAUGGGCGGGUGUACCUGGGUAUGAAUGCGACGACGGGAGAGUUUUUGGCGGUCAAGGAAGUGGAAGUGAAUGCAAAGGCGGCAGGGGGGGACAAGAACAAGAUGCGGGAGAUGGUGGCGGCGCUAGAUCAAGAGAUUGACACGAUGCAGCACCUGGAUCACAUCAACAUCGUGCAGUACUUGGGAUGCGAGCGCAAGGAGACUAGCAUUAGCAUCUUUCUUGAGUACAUUUCGGGUGGCAGCAUCGGGUCGUGUCUGCGAAAGCAUGGACGAUUCGAGGAGUCUGUGGUGUCGUCUCUGACGCGACAGACGUUGUCGGGGCUGGCGUAUCUGCAUCGUGAGGGCAUUCUUCACCGGGAUCUCAAGGCAGACAAUAUCCUGCUAGACCUGGAUGGCACGUGCAAGAUUAGCGACUUUGGCAUCUCCAAGAAGACGGACAAUAUUUACGGCAACGACAAGACCAAUAACAUGCAAGGGUCGGUGUUUUGGAUGGCGCCCGAGGUGAUUCGGUCGCAGGGCGAAGGGUACAGUGCCAAGGUGGACAUUUGGAGUCUUGGGUGUGUGGUGCUGGAGAUGUUUACGGGUCGUCGACCGUGGAGUAAGGAAGAGGCGGUGGGUGCGAUUUACAAGAUUGCCAACGGAGAGACGCCGCCGAUGCCGGAGGACCUGGAUUUGAUGAUUCCUCCUCUGGCCGUGGCGUUUAUGGCGGAUUGCUUCCAAGUGAAUCCUGGGGAGCGACCGACGGCCGAGGUGCUCUUGUCGCAGCAUCCAUUUUGCGAGUGGGAUCCGAAUUACAACUUUUAUGACACGGAGGUAUAUUUCAGGAUCAAAGACUCGUAUAAGUCAUAG
Molecule: messenger RNA, 4845 nt
Organism: Cordyceps militaris CM01
Lineage: Eukaryota; Fungi; Ascomycota; Sordariomycetes; Hypocreales; Cordycipitaceae
Product: mitogen activated protein kinase kinase kinase 3, mapkkk3, mekk3
Exons: 3
Coding region: 1-4845 (1614 amino acids)
Biological process (GO): protein phosphorylation
Molecular function (GO): ATP binding; protein kinase activity
Source: RefSeq, a predicted model, not a curated record